GCGAUUUAUGUGAUGAUAAUUCAAAUAAAGAGUUUAGUUGUGCUGGUGGGUCAACAGGAUCGUUCGGAAGACAUUUAAAAGUAAUACAUAAUGUCGGAAGAACUACUCAAAAUCAAAGUGAUGAUAAUGAUCUUGAAGUAGAGGAGUCUAAUACGAUUAUGACACAUGGUUCAUCAUCAUCAUCUUCAAAUAAUUUAAAUACCGAUUGUUCUUCAUCUUCAGAAUUUCGUGAACCACCCCUCAGAAAACGACGUAGAACGUUUAUGAAUAAGUACCUUGAGCAUAAUAACAUUUGUAGUUCUGAGAGAACAGAACAAAUCCACCAAGCGUUAGCUAAAAUGAUUGCGAUCAACCAAAUGCCAUUAUCAUUUUGUUCAAGUUCUGGGUUUCAACAGUUUAUGGCUAUCGUCGAACCAAAUUAUUUAAUAUGUAAAGAAGGAGCUAUAAAACGAAGACUCAAAGCAUUUAAAUCGUCGGUUGAAGAACAAAUAAAAAAAGAAUUAAGAAAUGCCAAGAGUGUAAGUUGUACAUCUGACUGUUGGUCAUCAAUAUCUCUAGAAUCGUAUAUAACAGUUACUGCACAUUUUAUUGAUGACCAGUGGUGCCCAAAAUCUUACACUCUGACAACUCACCAAUUGGAGGACCGCCAUACAGCUCUCAAUCUAAGUAAUCAGUUGGAAACUACUUUUAGUAAAUGGGAAAUCGAACAAAAAGUUAUGGCAGUAGUUACUGAUAACGCAAAAAAUGUUUUGAAUGCUGUCAAUUUACUUACUAAUAUUACAGAAAAAAAUGACCUUACAUGUUCCGCGCAUACUUUACAACUUGCGAUUAACAAUGGUUUGAAAUAUGAUAAAAUAGAACAAUUAAUUCAAUUAAGUAAUAAAAUCGUUGGUCAUUUUAAACAUUCAAAUGUGGCCACUCAAUGUUUAAAGACUAAGCAAGAACAACUUGGUUUACCAGCGGAAUGUUUAAUUCAAAGUUGUAAAACCAGAUGGAACUCCGUAUUCAUGAUGUUGGAUCGACUUUAUGAAAAUAGGUGCCCAGUAUCAAAUGUCUUUGCUGAUCGCACAGUUACUACAGCAGCAAUGGCACAAAAGUUCGAAGUAACCGAGAACCAAUGGGCAGCUAUAGAAACUAUAGUUAAAUUACUUAAGCCUCUACAAGUAAUUACAACUGUAUUUUGUGGUGAAAAGUAUUGUUCAAUUUCAAUGGUCAGGCCUCUCCUUAACAUUGUUAUAGAAAAGCAUUUACAGCCUCAGAUAAAUGACGAUGAAAUUGCUCAAAAUUUCAAAUACAUUGUAAUACAAGAAUUAAAAGACCGUUUCAAGUUAAACUGGAAUCCUUCUAGUGUUGUGUCUGCUCGACAAAUUGCAUCUUUUCUCGACCCAAGAUACAAAGAUUUAGAACACGAGGCAGCAGAUGCAAGAGAAGAAAUUCGAACCCGAGUCAAGAGUUUGUUAGAUGAUAUAAGUGAACAUAAUGACGAUAUGCAAAUUCAAACAUCUGAGACAAAAAAUAGCUUCGGGGGACUUGCGUUUCUAUACGGUGAUAAGGGCAACUGUAAUACAGAUGAUUCUACAGUUCAAUUUCAAAAUUACUUGGCAGAACCACAAUUACGGUUUGAUUUUGAUGCAUUGGAAUGGUGGAAGACGCGUGCAACGAAGUAUCCAUUAAUGGUUGUUUUAGCUGUUAAGUAUUUAGGGAUACCAGCAACGUCAGUAAGUUCCGAACGGUGUUUCUCGACUGCUGGAAACAUUGUGACGGCUAAGAGAAGUUGUUUGGCGCCCGAAACGGUAAAUAUGUUGGUUUUCCUUUAUCAAAACAAACAAUUAUUGUAAGGAGAUCAAGGGUGAUUUGUUGUUGGUUUAUUAUUUAUUUAUUAUUCAUAACAUUUUAGGAAUAAAUACUUACCAAUAUACCUCUAUACAUUAUUAAUAUUAUUGAUA
This is a messenger RNA of Metopolophium dirhodum (rose-grain aphid), 1946 nucleotides long. RefSeq names its product E3 SUMO-protein ligase ZBED1-like. The transcript is spliced from 2 exons. NCBI's taxonomy places the organism in Eukaryota, Metazoa, Arthropoda, Insecta, Hemiptera, Aphididae. Gene Ontology annotation, molecular function: protein dimerization activity. The coding region runs from base 159 to 1838 and encodes 559 amino acids. The record is from RefSeq and is a predicted model, not a curated record.